Molecule: messenger RNA, 2438 nt
Organism: Setaria italica (foxtail millet)
Lineage: Eukaryota; Viridiplantae; Streptophyta; Magnoliopsida; Poales; Poaceae
Product: pentatricopeptide repeat-containing protein At4g21065
Exons: 1
Coding region: 62-1981 (639 amino acids)
Biological process (GO): RNA modification
Molecular function (GO): RNA binding; protein binding; zinc ion binding
Source: RefSeq, a predicted model, not a curated record
UGCAGGGUACUUUGGUGUGGAGGAACCACGAACCAUCGACCGCCGUCGGCGCGGCCGGACGAUGCUGCCCUCCGCCUUCUCAAAAUCAACAACCUCGCCGUCUCCCGCCCGCCUCCGCCACCUCCUCCCCGCCUCUUCCCUCCACACGACCACCCAUCUCCGGCUCGCAUCCAUUGGCGCACCCUCUCCAUCCCCACCUCCAGCACCAAGCCCCUCCCUCCUUCCCCCGUGUCCAUUUCUUUCGUACAACCACUACGCCACCAACCUCCGAUCCUGCGUCCUCUCCAGAGCCGUCCGGCCCGGCCGGCAGCUCCACGCGAGGCUCCUCGUUUCCGGCCUCGGCCUCAACCCGGCCCUCGCCACCAGGCUCGUCGACCUCUACGCCUCCUGCGGCCAUGUGUCCCACGCGCGGCGCCUGUUCGACGGAAUGCCCCAGCAGCGGAACGUGUUCCUGUGGAACGUGCUCAUCCGCGCCUACGCGCGGGACGGGCCCCGCGAGGCGGCCAUCGAGAUGUACCGCGCGAUGCUGGCCCACGGCAGCGUGGAGCCAGACAACUUCACGUACCCGCCGGUGCUCAAGGCGUGCGCCGCGCUCCUGGACCUGGCCGCCGGCCGGGAGUUGCACGAGCGCGUGGCGCGCACGCGGUGGGCGGCGGACGUGUUCGUGCGCGCGGGGCUCGUCGACAUGUACGCCAAGUGUGGGUGCGUGGACGAGGCCCGGGCUGUGUUCGACGGCACCGCUGUGAGGGAUGCCGUGGUGUGGAACUCGAUGAUCGCGGCAUGCGGGCAGAACGGGCGGCCAGUGGAGGCGCUUGCUCUGUGCCGUGACAUGGCGGCAGAAGGCAUUGGGCCGACUAUUGCUACUCUGGUCAGCGCAAUAUCUGCUGCAGCUGAUGCGGCAGCCCUGCCCAGAGGGAGGGAGCUUCAUGGGUAUGGUUGGAGGAGAGGAUUUGGGUUACAGGACAAGCUGAAAACUUCCCUUCUGGACAUGUAUGCCAAGAGCGGUUUGGUCAGGGUGGCACGUGUUGUCUUUGAGCAACUCGUGCACAGAGAUCUUGUUUCUUGGAAUUCCAUGAUAUGUGGAUAUGGGAUGCAUGGCCAUGCUGAUGAAGCGCUUGCACUGUUCAGCAAAAUGAGGAGUGAGGCUCAAGUGAUGCCUGACAAUAUCACUUUUGUUGGGGUUCUAUCCGCUUGUAACAAUGGAGGGAUGGCAAAAGAAGCAAAAGAAUUAUUUGAUCUGAUGGUGAGUGUGUAUUCCAUCAAGCCAACAGUGCAGCAUUACACUUGCCUUGUAGAUGUUCUGGGUCACUCUGGUAAAUUCAAAGAAGCUUCUGAUCUCAUCAGUAGGAUGUUGGUGGAACCAGAUUCAGGGAUAUGGGGUGCACUGCUUAAUGGUUGUAAGAUCCACAAAAAUGUUGAGCUAGCUGAAUUAGCCCUGCAAAAAUUGAUGGAACUGGAGCCUGAAGAUGCUGGUAAUUAUGUUCUUCUAUCAAAUAUAUAUGCUCAGUCUGGGAAAUGGGAAGAAGCUGCAAGGGUGAGGAAGCUGAUGAGCAAUAGAGGCUUGAAGAAGAUAAUUGCUUGUAGCUGGAUCGAAUUGAAAGGAAAAUCUCACGGGUUUCUUGUUGAUGAUGCUUCUCAUCCUCGAUCAGAUGAAAUAUAUGCAGAGUUGGAGAGAUUGGAAGGUCUCAUGAGUCAAGCAGGCUAUGUGCCUGACACCACGCCAGUUUUCCAUAAUGUGGAAGAUGAUGAAAAGAGGAACAUGGUGAGGGGCCACAGCGAAAGGUUGGCCAUUUCAUUUGGACUCAUUAGUACACCCCCUGGGACAAAGCUACUUGUGACAAAGAAUCUUCGAGUUUGUGAGGACUGUCAUGUUGUCAUGAAGCUGAUUUCACAGAUUGUGCAGCGUGAAAUCAUCAUAAGAGAUGUUAACCGCUACCAUCACUUUGUAAAUGGUGAAUGCUCCUGUAAAGACCAUUGGUAACAUACACAAGAGGCUACAGAACACUAUCUAUUUCACAGGCAUCAUAGUUGUCUUCCAUGGCAGAAGGUAAAAAUGUUAGAAGGAUAAUCUUAUUUGAAACAAGACUGGUGAACCAUGGAAACUUGAACUUCAAUAUUUCUCUUGAGAACAAUAUGGUGCAAUUUGCAUUAUCUAUGCAAGCAGAGUUUUGAGUGCGAUGCAUGGCAAGUUUGUAAACAUCCUGCUGCAGUGCUGCUCAUUAGAUGUUGUGGAGAAAGCUUUAGGCAAUUUGAUUCCUUUUUCCUAAUGAACUUUAAGUCUCAUCUUAUAUACAUACAAUGAGAGCUGACGCUCAUGGUGCCAGACGGUUGUACUUGAACGCACCACAAAUUUUUACAGGGUUGAGUAACCCAUUUUGGUGAUAGUGUUUUUGUAUUUCUUCUAAGUAUAUUCUAAUAUAGGCAUACACUGAACAGAA